AACAAUACUAUCAGAAAAUGUCUCCCCGACGGUUGCAAAACGCCAUAGACAACCCAACUCUGGAGCUCAAAAUCAUAUCGGCAAGUGACGUCAGCCAUAUUGAUACCACAGAGAAGAUAGACGCAUAUGCCGUCGUUUCAAUUAACGGCGACAAUACUCAAAAGAAACAAUCGGCUAAAACUCCUAUUGACUACGACGGUGGUUCUAAUCCGACGUGGAAUCACACCGUUAAGUUCUCCGUCAACGAGGAAAGAGCCCGUGAAGGCCUAUUGACCGUCUACAUUAAGUUAUAUAGCUAUUGGUUAGAAGACGAGAAUGAUAUAUAUUUGGGAGAAGUCAACGUCUUGGUUCAAGAUCUACUUGCUUCAAAUGCGCUUCCACCGUUUUCUAACGGUAACGUCAAUAAAAUGAAGCCGGUGACUUAUCCUAUAACAUUCAUCGGAGAAACAAAACCAAAUGAAAAGCUGAGCCUCUCAUACCGUUUCAAACCAGUACCGGUUAAGGAUCUGUAUCCUCCGCCGCCAGAACCGGUUUAUUUGCCACCUUUUGGUCCAGCAACAUCAGGCCAGCCCAUCAUAUAUUCCCCUCAUCAGUGUCAGACGACUCAGACCACUGGUCAGGCCAUCACCGUGACGAAGCUAGCCAUAGAGCUCGUGAUCAAAUCCGCCAACAACAUAAGAAAUGUCAACGUUUUCGAUGACAUGGACGUAUACGCUUAUGUUAUGAUCUGUGAUGGCAAGACCACAAAAGUUAAGCAAAAGACGAAAACCCCUAUCGCAUAUUCCGGCUUCAUAUUCCCAACUUGGAAUCACGCCGUUAAGUUUUGCUUCGACGAGGAAGAGUUAGCUGGAGAAGACAGCCUUGUCGUGGAAUUGAUGAGUCACCGACCAAUCAUGGGAGAUAAGCAUAUUGGAAAAGUCAAUGUCCGGAUUCAAGAACUUAUUGGUUUGAAACCGCCGUCUCCGUUAACUGACGUUAAGUUAAACAGUAUGAAGUUGGUGACGCACAAGGUGAGGGGUGAGUACGGGGAAAAAGGAACCCUAAGCUUCACAUAUAGGUUUCUUGAGGAGAAAGUUACAGUUCCUAUUGUACCAGGUACAACACCCCAGCCAAUUAUUAUGUAUAUACCCAUCCCACAUCAGUCCGACGGGUCAGCAAACCCGGUUCACGGAACACCGGGUUACAUGGCUGUUCACACAGGAGCAAACAUUGGGCCAAGCAACGGUCUAGUACCAAUUUAUAUGCCACCCCCAUAUCAUCCACAGGGAUACCAACAAUAUUCCCAACGGCAACCACAACAACAACCACAACCACAACCACAACCGCAGUUUCAAUCACAACCUCAACAGCAGCCGCAACCGCAGCCACAACCACCACAGCGGCCGACACAAACACAAGCGCAAGUGCAAGGAGCACGACCACAAGUGAAGCCGCAAGGAGGAAGUGUCGCAGCACUAGGACUAGGGGCGGCCGUUUUGGGUCGAGUAAUUGGAGGAGCUUUAAUGAGUGAGAUGAUGUCUGAUGAAUUAAACACAUACGAGGCUGGGGCUUGA
Eutrema salsugineum is the source of this 1553-nucleotide messenger RNA. RefSeq names its product protein SRC2. Lineage: Eukaryota; Viridiplantae; Streptophyta; Magnoliopsida; Brassicales; Brassicaceae. The transcript has a single exon. Gene Ontology annotation, biological process: defense response. Bases 18 to 1553 code for a protein of 511 amino acids. The record is from RefSeq and is a predicted model, not a curated record.